This is a messenger RNA of Drosophila bipectinata, 435 nucleotides long. It is a transcript of the gene Cpr5C, whose product is annotated as Cuticular protein 5C. The record is from RefSeq and is a predicted model, not a curated record. Gene Ontology annotation, cellular component: extracellular matrix. Lineage: Eukaryota; Metazoa; Arthropoda; Insecta; Diptera; Drosophilidae.
AUGGCCUUCAAGUUCCUCACCCUCUUCGCCCUGAUUGCCGCCGCCAGCGCUGGCGUCCUGCCCGCCGCCCAGGUCUACCACUCCGCCCCCGUGGCUCUGACCUCUGUCCCCGUUGCCGCCCCGGUGGUAAAGACCCUGGCCCACCCAGUCCUGGCCAAGGCCGACGACGAAUUCGACCCUCAUCCGCAGUACAAGUACGCCUACGACGUCCAGGACUCGCUCUCCGGGGACUCCAAGAGCCAGGUGGAGGAGCGAGACGGAGAUGUGGUGCGCGGCGAGUACUCCCUGGUGGAUUCUGAUGGCUUCAAGAGGACCGUCCAGUAUACGGCCGAUCCCGUCAACGGUUUCAAUGCGGUGGUAAACCGCGAGCCCCUCGUCAAGGCCGUCGUGAAGGCCGUGGCUCCCGUGGCGCCCCUCUACGCCGCCUACCACUGA